GCUGUUGGGACCCGCGGCCAACGCCACACGCCACAAUGGAACCUUCGAAAAGAAAUUUUUGAUGGGCAUCACGACGAUGACACUCGGUUGGAAUGCCUGACGCUGACCGAGCACUGGAGAACAGCUUUCCCAAAUUUGAGAACUUAU
Messenger RNA from Mesorhabditis spiculigera, 147 nucleotides. The record is from the annotation of a GenBank genome assembly. Lineage: Eukaryota; Metazoa; Nematoda; Chromadorea; Rhabditida; Rhabditidae.